Procambarus clarkii (red swamp crayfish) is the source of this 342-nucleotide messenger RNA. NCBI's taxonomy places the organism in Eukaryota, Metazoa, Arthropoda, Malacostraca, Decapoda, Cambaridae. The record is from RefSeq and is a predicted model, not a curated record.
AUGUAUGGGGACUAUGCAAUGUAUGGGGACUAUGCAAUGUACGGGGACUAUGCAAUGUAUGGGGACUAUGCAAUGUAUGGGGACUAUGCAAUGUACGGGAACUAUGCAAUGUAUGGGAACUAUGCAAUGUAUGGGGACUAUGCAAUGUAUGGGGACUAUGCAAUGUACGGGAACUAUGCAAUGUAUGGGAACUAUGCAAUGUACGGGAACUAUGCAAUGUACGGGAACUAUGCAAUGUAUGGGAACUAUGCAAUGUACGGGGACUAUGCAAUGUACGGGAACUAUGCAAUGUACGGGGACUAUGCAAUGUACGGGAACUAUGCAACCUUACUAGUGAAGUAA